GUAUAGAAACUGCGGAAGAAGAUUGGAAGCACACGCAAUUGAGAAUUCCUAGAUUGCCGCAAAAUUAGGAACCGAAAAUUCCCGGCAUUUUGAACUCCCUGGCCUCUUAUAAUAAUUAAAUUCCUUGUCGCCUGAUCCAAGAUCUACCCUUUUUUUUUACCGGCGACUAUUCCACCGCCACAAAAUUCACACCAUUUUCGACAACUUAACCCACAGAGAUGAAGCCAUGCAGACAAUUUGAAGAAGGUUGUGGCGAAUUCGAUAUUUUCAGCGAAUAAUCUGGUGUUUUUGCUUCGUUUAUUUUGCCAUCUGGGAAACAUUUGUUGGGGGUCAUUUUCAAGGAAGUAACUUUCAACUAGGAUUUCUAUUACAGUAAGUUAGUUCAGUUCGGAGGAUUCCAUGUCUUGGGCUUUUUUAGGAAAUAAUUGGAUUUGAUGAACCAUGACUUUGGCUUCGCCUAGAGGGUCUCCCAAAAUGGCUGCAUUACCACGGAGCCUCUCAUCCAUUGUAGUUUCUGUGGUAGGACUGGCAAUAUUUUUGAUUUUUGCUUCGUUGCUUCUGAUCUCAUCCCCAAUUAGUUCCACUGUUCGUGGGUAUUUUUAUGGUAUUGAUAGGAAAGUGGAUGUGGUCAUUUCUUCCCUUGAGCAAAGUAGUGAUGAAAAUAUGCACAGUAACAAUUUAGAUUACAUGCAUAAGAAUUCAUCAUCUGGGUCAAAUCUAGAAGUUCCCACUAGCUCAAAUAAUGAUAAGAAUGCAAUUCUGACUGACAAGAGUCCCUCGGAUGGCAUAAAAGUGCCAGUUAGUUCCAGUGGUUCAGAAUCUGAAUUGAAAAAAAACGAGACAGUGGAAAAAUCUCCAAGAUCAAUAGGGAAGGAGGGAACUAGUGCUAGUUCUGCGAUGAGCAGUGCAACCAAGAAUGGUUCGGUUGAAUCAGUAGGCUGUGACCUGUACCAUGGAAAUUGGUUUUAUGAUCCAUUGCGUCCAGUGUACACAAACAACAGCUGUCCUGUGCUGACACAGAUGCAGAACUGCCAGGGAAAUGGGAGGCCUGACAAGGACUAUGAGAACUGGCGCUGGAAACCCUUUCACUGUGACCUCCCACGAUUUGAUGCCAAAAAAUUUCUAGAGUUGAUGAGGGGGAAGACACUUGCAUUUGUUGGUGAUUCAGUUGCUCGAAACCAGAUGGAAUCACUGUUGUGUCUUCUGUGGCAGGUAGAAGUUCCCAAAAACCGAGGAAAUAGAAAAAUGCAGAGGUGGUAUUUCAGGUCAACAUCUGUAAUGAUUGUCCGUAUAUGGUCAUCUUGGCUUGUUCAUCAGACUUCUGAAAAACUUGACUUUGCUCCAGAGGGUGUUGUCAAGCUGCACCUUGAUGUCCCUGAUGAGACCUUCAUGGAAUUCAUCCCAAACUUUGAUGUGAUUGUUAUUUCUUCUGGCCACUGGUUUGCCAAACAAUCUGUCUAUGUCUUGAACAAUGAGAUUGUUGGAGGACAGUUAUGGUGGCCACACCAUUCGCAUCCUAUGAAGGUUAACAAUAUUGAAGCAUUUGGUAUGUCUGUUGACACAAGUCUGACUGCAAUUGCUACACAUCCAAAUUUCACAGGACUGACCAUUGUACGUUCCUUCUCGCCUGAUCAUUAUGAGGGUGGGGCAUGGAAUACAGGUGGAUCUUGCACUGGCAAAGUAAAUCCUCUUGCACCAGGUGAACUGGUGGAGAAUGGCUUUACAAAUAUAAUGCACAAAAAACAGGUGGCAGGGUUCGAGCGUGCCAGUAAGAAAGUAACAAAUAGAUCAAAGUUGAGGUUGAUGGAUAUUACAGAAAUCUUUAGUUACCGCCAUGAUGGGCAUCCAGGUCCAUAUCGAAACCCUGAUCCAAAUAAGAUCACAAAACGUGAUCGAGAUGGAAGGCCUCCACCUCAGGAUUGCUUACACUGGUGCAUGCCCGGUCCUGUUGAUACCUGGAAUGAACUUGUGCUUGAAAUCAUUAGAAGAGAAUUUGAGGGCGAGGAAAGCGUUCUCUCAUGAGAUUGAUUGAUACGUUUUGGUCAGAAAUGCCUGAACUUUUGUAGUUGCUGCAGUCACUUAUUUAUGCGGAUUUUACUUUAUGGUUAGUGCGAGGAUUAGUUCAGUCCAUACAUUUACCUAGCAUAAUUUCUUAAGAAAGAAAUGGUUGUAGAGAAGUAAUAGAUUGGGAGAUAGACGUCAAUUUGCUUAUUUUGAUGCCUAUAUUAUUUUUUUUAUCAAAUAUGAUAUGAAAUACAUGGUGAGGAAGAAAUAUGAACCAUUUUUUGUAUAGUUCCAGUGUCAUGGCUGGUAAAAAAUUAUGAAUGUUCUUCAGUUCCAGAAUUAAUUUUUUGGGACCUAUGAUUUAGACAUGGUUAUGCUGCCUAGGUAAAUCAACAGCUGAUGAUCCC
This is a messenger RNA of Rubroshorea leprosula, 2411 nucleotides long. The record is from the annotation of a GenBank genome assembly. Lineage: Eukaryota; Viridiplantae; Streptophyta; Magnoliopsida; Malvales; Dipterocarpaceae.